CAGUGUCAUGUUAAGCAACAUAUUCAAGUGUCAGAGAAUUAUUGAUUUCUACUUAUUUAUCAAUUAAAACUGAACGAGUUAACAAUAGAUAAAAACCAAGCACUAAUCAACAACCAUGUAACUAAAUAGAACACAAGCUAUUUAAUACAAAAGUGCGCCAUGACUACGAAUGGGAAUAGUGCCAACUACGCACCUCUCAAGCAAAUACUAUCGGAAUCAGAGUCAGAAGAUGACAACAAGUUGGAAAAUGCAGUUCAAGCCGGCGACGGAAGAAAUAUGGAUUUCAACACCGGUCUGUUGGUAUCUAGGAAUAGUAUGAGUGACAUGGACGAUUUUAACAGCAACCUUAACACUAUGGAGAGCACCAUGGAUAAUGUGAGCUUCCUACAAUCCGAUAUGUCCAGCAAAUUAUCAACACCACGAAGAUUCGCGUUCAUCACUUCAAUUCUUCUGUGUAUUAUUGUAAUAAUCGUGUUCUUGUGGGGUAUACCUUGUUCUGAUUUCGGUAGCUGCCCAGGUGCUGAAUGGCAGGACAAAACAACUAGCUGGGAGUUUCCUUACGAUGAAGUUGAAUUGUCAGGAGCGGUGCAGGUCGUUGACGGUGCAAUCCCUUUUACUAAAAACUUAAUAUUUAUUUAUCGUGGGAACCACAUGAGAAAGGAUUCACUUAAUGAUGAUAAUGUGAAUGGAGUAUUGUUAAUUGUUGGAAACACAGGUAAAGUGGGAUGGUACACUCGUGAGAGUAGAAUACCAACUGAAAUCAACUGCCAUUUGAUUGAUGUAAACAAUGACAAGAUUAAAGAUUGUAUUGUCUCUGGUUCGGAAGGUUUACUUGCCGCUAUUAGCCCUCUUGCAGGUACUUACUAUUGGUACAUGCAUAAACAAGGUAAAGUACUUAGCAAUAUAGCUGCAAUUGAUUUUCCGAUUGUAAUGAAAGAUAUGGAUAAAGAUAAUGUGAGCGAUCUGCUUACAGUUGCUACUGUUUACCCAAAUACUAAUCAUAAUUCACUACUAGUCAUAUCAGGUGCAACAGGUAACAUCAUUGGAGAACCUCUUGUAAUGAAUGAUUGUUUGACAGUUAAAUUGAUUUCAGUCUCUGAAACAAUCUCCUAUAUUUGCAAGAAUGGUGCUACAGAAGCUGUAAGGGACAAAGAAUAUUCAGUGUUGUAUAAAAAACUGGUGACCGUUGAGCAUGCAAAUCAUACUAAGCAUGCGAAGCCAAUUAAUAAAAAAGUUAACAUCAAUUUUAAGAAAAGUAUUGGAAAUACCCGUGUUCUAUAUUCAAACGGUCCAGGCAAACUAAUUGUUGAAAAUUCUGGAGAAUGCCCUGAUUCAUGUAAAGUGAAUUUAACUUUAUUGCUGGACAGAAACGGCAGCAGUACAGUCAGCUGGGAGUACACAGCAAAUUAUGUGUUUGCAAUGAAACCAAGUACUUUUGCUUUCGCCAAUUCUAUACGAGGUUUUGUAUUGAAAUUAUGACAGUGGAAUAGUGCACACUUAGCAAGUAGUGCACUGAAAGCCAAAGAAAUAAGAUACAAUAUACAGAACCAGAGCCCUAAGGAUCCAUAUGAAGCGUUUUAUUACCGACCAGCAGUAAAUGUUGAC
Messenger RNA from Bombyx mandarina (wild silkworm), 1605 nucleotides. RefSeq names its product protein FAM234A. The record is from RefSeq and is a predicted model, not a curated record. NCBI's taxonomy places the organism in Eukaryota, Metazoa, Arthropoda, Insecta, Lepidoptera, Bombycidae.